AUGAAGCUUUCCCUCUCGCUCGCUACCGUCCUUACUCUCCUGCCGAUGCUCGUCACCGCGUCCAGCUCGCCCUUUAUCGAGCGUAGUAUUCAUGAUACUGCCUAUCUGCGCGCAGGUUUGGACGCAAUCCCGACAUAUUUGGGCGCCAAAAUAAUGCAGCGGAUCGUGCAGCUACCGCGCAACGCGCAGCGCAGCAAACCGCCGCCAAGGGCCCAGCAGGAGCAGCAGGCCGCCAUUGACCGCCAGCGAGCUGCAAUCGCAUCGUCUGCUGCCGCUCAGCAAUCAGCGGCUGCUGAACGAAACCGCCAAGCCGACAUUGCCAAUGGAAACAACCGAAACGGUGGAAACGGAGGAAACCAGCAGAACAACAAUGGUCAGAACAACAAUAACAAUAACGGUGCUACACGAACAACCUCUGCGGCUGCAGCUGCAACCACCACGGCCAAUAACGGAGGCAAUAACAACGGGAACAACAAUAACAACAACGGAGGGAACAACAACAACGGAGGAAACAACAACAACGGAGGAAACAACAACAACGGAGGAAACAACAACAACGGAGGAAACAAUGGUGGAAACAAUGGUGGAAACAAUGGAGGAAACAACAACAAUGCCAUCACACUUGAUCCCUCCCUCGUCGCAUCCAACCUCGCAAAGACUGGACAAGAGACGCCAGCGGCCGGUCAAGUCGCAUCUCUUACGUCUACGAACAACUUUCUCAACUUUUGCGCUGGAAAGACGAUCACCAACGGCCAGCAGAUCACCACGGGCUCAUGCAACCCAAUUCCAAUCGGCGAUGUUGCGCCCAAAGCAAACAUGCCUUCGUGCAAGUUUGUGAACCCGAUCAACUUUUCGACUAUUCCAGCCAACAGGGACUUCACGAUCCAGAUGAAGUUGAACAACCUCCAAGCGGGCGUGUUCACGAAUGCGCAAAAGACGUACUAUAUGGCUCCGCAACAGCUGAAUGCUCAAGGUGAUAUCAUCGGACAUACCCACUUUGUCGUUCAAAAGAUGGGUGCGUUUGACGACCCGACCAUCCUCGACGCCGGAACGUUCCAGUUCUUCAAGGGUAUCAACACCGCUGCGGUCAAUGGCAUCGUGUCGACUACGGUCACCGGUGGUAUUCCCCAGGCAACUACCGCCUUGCGAGCAUCAACACGGAUGCUAACCAUGCUCGGCCAUCGUCGCUGUUGCUCAACACGGUUUCGUGGACGACAUGAUUUACUUUACUGCCGAGUAAACGUUCACCUCACUCCUCAACAAGGAAUGAGAUCCGAGGGCGUAAAGCCAGAGCCUGGCGGGCGGACAAGCACUUGGUCCCUAUCACUACAUACAACAAUACUAUCGCUUGCUCAAGUGACCGAGCCUUCCAUCAUGGAUAUUAGCUUCACAGAGGAAACUCAAAGAUAUGGCCCCGGAUACGGCGACUUUGUCCUCCAAUCCAGCGAUGGAAAGGACUUUCACUUUCCACGCGCCAUUCUCGCCUUUACCUCUGGCUUCUUCAAGGACAUGUUCGAUCUUCCGAACUCUUCGACAGCAGAGGGAACUCCUGAGAAGCCACUCGUCCUCACUGAGUCUAGUCAACUCGUUCAAAUGCUGUUGGAUGUUGUCAAUCCCAACGCGCCUUCUCCUCCACUUGUGCUCGCAAAGCCAAAGCGGCGCACAAAUAUCGAAUCCCUUGUAUCUUUCGUUGGUUUGAGAAAGAAGCUAUUAGAGCCCAGGUGA
Messenger RNA from Serendipita indica DSM 11827, 1725 nucleotides. NCBI's taxonomy places the organism in Eukaryota, Fungi, Basidiomycota, Agaricomycetes, Sebacinales, Serendipitaceae. The record is from the annotation of a GenBank genome assembly.